GCGCGGCCCGCGCGCAAGAGCCGGACCGCGGGCGCCGCCCACAGUACUCCCGGGCCCUGCCGAGCGAGGCGGCGCGGCUUCCGCGCCAUGGGGCGGUUGCUGGCUCUGAGCUUGCUGGGGAUAGCGCUGGCGCUCCUGGGCGAGAGGCUCCUGGCGCUCAGGAAUCGACUUAAAGCUUCCCGAGAAGUAGAAUCUGUAGACCUUCCAAACUGCCACCUGAUUAAAGGAAUCGAAGCCGGCUCUGAAGAUAUUGACAUACUUCCCAAUGGUCUGGCUUUCUUUAGUGUGGGUCUAAAAUGUCCAGGCCUCCACAGUUUUGCACCAGAUAAGCCUGGAGGAAUACUAAUGAUGGAUCUAAAAGAAGAAAACCCAAGGGCACUGGAAUUAAGAAUCAGCCGUGGAUUUAAUUUGGCUUCAUUUAAUCCACAUGGUAUCAGCACUUUCAUAGACAGUGAUGACACAGUUUAUCUCUUUGUUGUAAACCACCCAGAAUUCAAGAAUACAGUAGAAAUUUUUAAAUUUGAAGAGGAAGAAAAUUCUCUUUUGCAUCUAAAAACAAUCAAACAUGAGCUUCUUCCAAGUGUGAAUGAUAUCAUAGCUGUUGGACCAGCACAUUUCUAUGCUACCAAUGACCACUAUUUCUCUGAUCCUUUCUUAAAGUAUUUGGAAACAUAUUUGAACUUACACUGGACAAAUGUCAUUUACUACAGUCCAAAUGAAGUUAAAGUGGUAGCAGAAGGAUUUGAUUCAGCAAAUGGGAUCAAUAUUUCACCUGAUAAAAAGUACAUCUAUGUUGCUGAUAUAUUGGCUCAUGAAAUUCAUGUUUUGGAAAAACACCCUAAUAUGAAUUUAACUCAAUUGAAGGUACUCAAGUUGGAUACACUGGUGGAUAAUUUAUCUAUUGAUCCUUCCUCGGGGGACAUCUUGGUAGGCUGUCAUCCUAAUGGCCAGAAGCUCUUCGUUUAUGACCCGAACAAUCCUCCCUCAUCAGAGGUUCUCCGCAUCCAGAAUAUUCUAUCUGAGAAGCCUACAGUGACUACAGUGUAUGCCAACAACGGGUCUGUUCUCCAGGGAAGUUCUGUGGCCUCGGUGUAUGAUAGGAAGCUGCUUAUAGGCACUUUAUACCACAGAGCCCUGUAUUGUCAACUUUAAAUGGUCCUUUUGCUAUGCAGGCAUGCUAGCUUCUCUUAACAAUUUUCUAUGAAUUGCUAAAUCUGGGGGACUUUAACCAGCAACGUUGACCCAGAAAUGUAUGGCAUGUAUAGUAAAUUUAUUUCAUUAAUGAAAGCCCCCCUUCAGUUCACAUAGCACUUUUAACGUAAAAGGAAAGUGAACAGUUUUUAAAAUUGCCAAGGUGAGAGAAGAAAGCUGCUUUCGGUAAAGUGAAUACACUUUGCAUAAAAUAAGCCUGCUUUCCAACUGCCAGAGCAUGAAUUCCACUGAAACAGGGUAGAUUAUAUUUCCUUAAAAUGUAAGUGACCUCAGCUCCACCAGUGUGACCACUGUGACUCAGAACUACUGACAGGUAACAUGUUUUGAUAUUUUGUACUUACAUCUUUGUUUACUAUUAAAGAGUUGGAGUUAUAGUAAAGACUAACUAAAAUCCAA
Molecule: messenger RNA, 1608 nt
Organism: Kogia breviceps (pygmy sperm whale)
Lineage: Eukaryota; Metazoa; Chordata; Mammalia; Artiodactyla; Physeteridae
Gene: PON2
Product: paraoxonase 2
Biological process (GO): response to toxic substance
Cellular component (GO): extracellular region
Molecular function (GO): arylesterase activity
Source: RefSeq, a predicted model, not a curated record